GCGUGGGCGAAGGCCGCGCGGUCGGUGGAGGUCGCCGACACCUGCGGCAACAUCCGCUGCCUCCUGGCGCCAGACCUGCUGCCCUCCAGCGCGCUGCCUCGAAAGUUCGACGCGGACUGGGUGCUGCCACAGUCUGAGGGGCAGCAGGCUGCGAAGGCGGCCGCGAGCCUGCUGGUGUGCCGCCGGCUGCGCCUGCAGAUGCUGCGGCCCCCUCCCCCGGCGCCCACCACCCCGGCGUCUGGCAGCGGCGCCCGGCCCGCUGCACCCAGCGGCGACGCGGCCGAGGAGCGGAGCCCGAUGCACGUGGCCGAGGAGGCGCUGGACGGCUACAGGGAGGGUCAGACCUUCGAGCUGGACAGGCUGGACAGGAUCGUCUGCGGCGUCGUGA
This is a messenger RNA of Prorocentrum cordatum, 388 nucleotides long. The record is from the annotation of a GenBank genome assembly. NCBI's taxonomy places the organism in Eukaryota, Dinophyceae, Prorocentrales, Prorocentraceae.